Molecule: messenger RNA, 3246 nt
Organism: Cynara cardunculus var. scolymus (artichoke)
Lineage: Eukaryota; Viridiplantae; Streptophyta; Magnoliopsida; Asterales; Asteraceae
Product: pentatricopeptide repeat-containing protein At1g03100, mitochondrial
Exons: 5
Coding region: 162-2540 (792 amino acids)
Molecular function (GO): protein binding
Source: RefSeq, a predicted model, not a curated record
AAAACCAUAUGUUCUUGAAGAUCGGAACUGUUGUUGCAAGCUAAAACCGUUGCAUAGAAGACUUUACACUUGGUCAAAGAGGUUGGUUCUGCAGAUUGUGCGACUAUGUCAAGGCUACCCUGCAAAACGAGCUUUUACAAAUACUAGACACUUGGAGGUAGAUGGUGUUAGUAAGGAAACUGAGAUAUGGGAACUUAAAAGUUCUUUAUGCUGUUCAAGGCAUGUUUUCUUGCAGUUAUCUUAAUGCUGUUAGAGUACACAGAUGCCAGAUUACAAGGUAUUCCUGUUGCGGCAUGGCAUUUCAUCAAUCAGUCUUUUCUUCCAUGUGUAACUUGCCUGGACAAGUUAACGCCUUGUAUGUUCUGCCUGGAAAUACCCAUCCAUGGAAAUCUUUUUCAACCAUGGCCAGCACAAUCCUCGUCCAAGCUAGGGAUCCAGCUAAGUUAAGUGAGGAGUUGCAAAAUGCGCUUGAUGAACAUAGGCUUGAUGAUGCUUGGAACUUGCACGAACAACACAUGAACAUGGAAGGAUUUCCCAGGAAAUCUAUUGUGAACAAGCUUCUUAUAACUUUUGCUCAAAGUUUAGAGCUUCAGUGGCUUGACAGGGCUUAUCAUCUAGUACAGAAGGCCAUUGAGGAGCACAAACAGAACUUGCUAGAGAAGGAAACUCUUAUAUAUCUAUCACUAUGUCUUGCAAGAUAUCCUUUACCUGUGAAUGCAGCAACUAUUUUGAGGAAGUUGGUUGAAACCGAACAGUAUCCUCCGGUGACUGCUUGGUCUGCUAUACUAGCUUACAUGUCGCAAACUGCUGCUGGUGCUUAUCUGGCUGCUGAACUGGUUAUUGAGAUUGGUUUUAUGUUCCAAGAUGGGAGGGUGGACCCCUGUAAAAAGAGUAAUCAACACCUGAUUGCUAUGAAGCCUAAUACAACAGCCUUAAACAUUGCACUGGCAGGAUGUCUUCUUUUUGGCACAAGUAGGAAAGCAGAGCAGAUUUUGGACAUGAUACCUCGAAUUGGUGUGAAAGCUGACAUUACCCUAUUGAUCAUGAUGGGCCAUAUCUAUGAAAGGAAUGGACGAAGAGAAGAGCUUAAAAAACUUAAGAGAUACAUUGAUGAAGCCCAUGAUUUAAGUGAUGUUCACUUUAGGGAGUUCUAUAAUUGUUUGCUUUCUUGCCAUUUGAAAUUUGGGGAUCUAGAAUCUGCAUCCCACAUGGUUCUGGAAAUGCUCGGGAAGGCAAGGAAAGCUCAAAAUGCUCUUGGUAUGGCUACUUUUAUGUUUCAAGUUGCAAAAAUUGACAAUAAAUCCGUUCCAUUUGGUCAAGUAGAGUCUCGUGAGAGUUUGACUCAUGAAAAAUCAGAUGAUGCAGAUAGCUCUAUGGCAAUUAGAAGCCAGACUUUGUCUUAUGAAGAUUUUUGUGGAGAACGGAAGUUCCUAAAACUUGAAGCAGAGGCUAAAGAACUACUUAGUACACUAGUAGAGAAGUUUCAGAGGCAAGGAAAACUGAUCACAACCGAACGUGGUAUCCUCCAACCAACGGAGACAAUCUUUGUGAAAUUGAUUAAGGCUUUCUUGGAAGCUAGCAAGAUAAAGGAGCUGGUUGGAUUUCUAGUCAAGGUAGAGAAAGAGGAUUCCCCAGUUUCUCCUGAUUGCUCGCCUUUGGUUCAAGUUGUCAAUUCAUGUAUUUCUCUUGGAUGGUUGGAUCAGGCACAUGAUCUUCUUGAUGAAAUGCGUCUGUGUGGUGUUAAAACAGGAUCUUCUGUUUAUUCAUCCCUUCUAAAAGCGUAUUGUAAAGAAAACAGGGCAGCAGAAGUCCAGUCACUCCUUAGAGAUGCAUGUAAGGCUGGGGUCCAGCUUGAUGCAAGCUGUUAUGAGGCACUGAUCCAGUCCCACGUGGUUGAUGAAGAUACUCAAGGGGCUCUGAAUUUAUUUAAAGAAAUGAAAGAAGCUAGACUAGAUAAGCCUGGUCAAAAGGAAUUUGAUUUGUUGGUUCAAGGAUGUGUGGGGAGUGGAGAAGCUAAACUGAUGGCGAAACUUUUGCAGGAAAUCAAGGAGGGACAGGGAGUUGAUUGUGGCGUCCAUGAUUGGAACAAUGUGAUCCACUUUUUUUCUAGGAAGAGGCUGAUGCAAGAUGCUGAGAAAGCUCUCAAGAAGAUGAGGAGUUUAGGACAUGCCCCAAAUGCUCAAACUUUUCAUUCUCUAGUAACUGGAUAUGCCGCUAUUGGAGGGAAGUAUACUGAGGUAACUGAACUCUGGGGUGAGAUGAAAGUUCUUGCCUUCUAUCAUGGAAUGAAGUUUGAUCAAGAAUUGUUGGAUUCUGUACUUUAUACUUUUGUAAGAGGUGGAUUUUUUAUUCGAGCUAACGAAGUUGUGGAGAUGAUGGAUAAAGGUAAAAUGUUUGUGGACAAGUACAAGUACCGUACCCUUUUCUUGAAGUACCAUAAAACAUUCUGCAAGGGGAAGGCUCCCAAAGUCCAAACAGAGUCACAGUUAAAUAGGAGGGAGGCUGCAAUGAGAUUUAAGAAAUGGGUUGGGUUAUUUUGAGGAAUAUUUAUCUCUAUCUGCUUAAGAUGGAUCAUCUAUUUUGAUAAAGAGCUACGGGUCAUCUUUUUUUAUAAAGAACUAUGGAUCAUCUGGACUUCACACAAUGGUGUUUCAGAACUCUAUGAUUCCCCCGAGCCACUAAAUUAUCUUAAUUAAGUAAUAAUGGAUGAGAUGAGUCUCAACCAGCUACGGCUAUUAUAGUUGAUCUUGGCUUUGUAUAUAACCCAGAGAGCUGAUAUUAUGUAGAUCAAACAAUAAAGAAGCAUACUAGCAGCCUCUGAACUACUCACAGGCCACGGGUAAUCGUUGCAAAAGAUGGUCUGUAUUCGGGGUCUUCAUCCCAUGCCAGUUGAGUCAGUUCAAUGAGAUCUUCAAUCUUGUCAUCAUGCUCUGGGAGUGCUGGUCUUAUCUUGCCCUCCCCAACUUGUAAUGCAAUCUUUUCAUCAUCAAACACAAAGGUUUGGACAAAAAAAGGAGCUUUCAGAAGGCCAGCAAUGGGCGGAGGUUGUUAUAAUGAAGGGUGGUUUAAUUUGUUUCUAGCAUCGACCUCUGCAUUGAUCCUAUGUGAGUUUCUCCGGAUUUCGUCUUAACGUCUAUUACAUUGAAACUAUCAUCUCUCGUCUAUUAUUUUAUAAUCUUUCGGUUUUAGUCGGAUCCGAUUGUAGCAAAACAUCUUUCAUAUAGUCUAACAAUAAACAACAACAAU